UCCACAAACGAAACGAAUGAACGGUUCGGAGGGGAGACUGAGACACGAGAGCAUCAUCAAGUCUUGGCUUGCGCGCAGAGCCCACCGGAGAUAUCAGCUGCAGAAACAGCGGCAAUGAAAUGGACUGCCGUCAGACGAUCAGCCCUGGUGCUCGUAUGGGUAUGGCCGUGAAAGUUGCCUUGGGCAAUGACGCAUCAAGGUUGUGGAAAGGCACCCACCCACCUUCAAUCCUGUCUGUCUGUCUCAGCAGAAUGCCUACUGUCGAGCGGCAUGCGCCUAGACGCUCAACAACACGACGCCCUGCUGGGAGCAGGAGAGGCGACCAGGCGACCAGCACAUUUCGUCUGAGCAUCGGGUGCGCAUGGUGCUUGCUUGCACUUUGGGUCGGCUACAACUGGCGACCGGGCACGGGAAUGUACGAUGAGAAAACUGCAGGUGUUUGGGGCCACUCCAGUCGCAGAGGUCAUGCGCGCUGUCGCGUCUGCGUCAAGGUGGUAGCGCAGCGCAGCGCGGCAGGGAAAGACCGGACCCGCUGGCUCGCCCAGCAAGCGCUACAAUGCGCCAUGUCCGUCCAGUCCAGUCUCCAGUCCAUGAGCCCACGAACCCUGCUCAGGUAUGUCCAGUCCCUCUACAGUGCAGACAUACAUGUAAUGCAGCAAGUCAGCAGGACUAGAGGACUGGAGACGGGAGGCAAAAAGGACUGAAGAAACCUAGCUGUACGGUACUGACUGACCAUACCCCUACGGUACCGCUCUAUACAGUACUGCUCUGCCACCCCAGGGGCCCAGGCGGAUGUACCUUCCUUCUGGCACACGGCUGCCUGGUACUUCUUCCACUUUGUCCAAGCGAGACAACCUGAAGCAUCUCUCGCGCUGCUCAGCUUUCUGCACGCGCACAUGAUGCUGCGAUGGCAAGAAAUGUAGCUGCCAG
Emericellopsis atlantica is the source of this 930-nucleotide messenger RNA. RefSeq lists its product as uncharacterized. Bases 120 to 704 code for a protein of 194 amino acids. Lineage: Eukaryota; Fungi; Ascomycota; Sordariomycetes; Hypocreales; Bionectriaceae. The record is from RefSeq and is a predicted model, not a curated record. The transcript has a single exon.